AUGACUACCACUCGCAGGGUUGUGUUUACUGUGCUUCUGUUGUUCCUUGCGUUACUUAUUACUGCAGGUCUCAUACUUAUUUUUGUCAGACCUUGGGCUAAGAAGAAGACCGAAGCUCCAGUCGGCAUCCCUGUUGAAGAACAUCCUAAAUUCAUCCAGGUAUUCACUUUACACGGCAGCGAGACCAAGACCAAUGACACCAGCAAAUACACUGUAAACAAACACACCGCUCUCAGCAGUGUGAUUUAUGAAUACUGCCUCAAGGACGACGCUCAGUGUACUCAGGUUAACUACGAGGACGCUGUGUUCUGGAAAUAUUCCGACAACACUAGUUAUGGAUACCCCAAACGCUUCAGCGUAAACGUUUCUGAGAAGAAGGGUUCAGUCACUUUCAAGGAUUACGUUUGUUAUUAUCGACUUGAGGGAUUGCAUUGGCAUCUUUACUUUACAGCUAAGAAGGAUUACUCAAUUGAUUCUGACAAUAACAAGAAAGAUACAGGUAGAAACUACUUCCUAAAGAAGGAGAGUGACUACAUUGGUCAUUCUUUCAACUCUGUCAGGGGUGGCGGUCCUGAUAGCGGCAUUGUGUAUAAAGAUGCUACAGUGGACAUAACCGUUGAGCAUAACACUGAUCAAUACGGGUACGAGGAACUGGAACCGGGGCAUGGCCAGGACGAUUGUAAAUUAUAUGUAAUGAAACACGGAUACAGGUGUAACAAAGUAAAUGACGGAUCGAUGUAUAACAUAUGGACCGCCAAGGGAGAUGAAAGGGUUACUGAAAUUCUUUUGUCUGAUAAAAGGAGCCCAAGAAAAAUAGUUGAAUUAGUUUUCACUGACUGUAGUAGAAAGUAUUUCUAUAAGCCAUUCGUUUUGUUACCGUGGCAACAAUUUACGCCAAAAUAA
Messenger RNA from Theileria orientalis strain Shintoku, 903 nucleotides. RefSeq lists its product as hypothetical. The coding region runs from base 1 to 903 and encodes 300 amino acids. The transcript has a single exon. The record is from RefSeq and is a predicted model, not a curated record. NCBI's taxonomy places the organism in Eukaryota, Apicomplexa, Aconoidasida, Piroplasmida, Theileriidae.